CCCUAGCCGAGCAUCCAAGGCCUGACGUCCCUAUUCCCACUCCUCUCCAUCCAUCAUACCGUCAAUCAGCGACAACAUCCGACAAGAUGGCCAAGUCCAAGAACGCGUCCCAGCACCACAACAGCCAGAAGGCUCACCGUAACGGUAUCAAGAAGCCCAAGACCAACCGUUACCCUUCCCUCAACGGCGUUGACCCCAAGUUCCGCCGCAACCACCGUCACGCUCUCCACGGCACCAUGAAGGCCCUUAAGGAGCGCAAGGAGGGCAAGCGUGAGAUCGCAUAGAUUAUGAACUCAGUCUUAAAAAAAUGGGAAACAUGAAAUGCAACUCGAGCGUGCAAGAGGUCCAGAGAACAUAACGUGUGCUACGAUCAAGGACGGUCCGCUGUGUCGAAUAGGCCUGGUUUCUGCUUAUUCCUUGCGCGACGAGCCUCGAGUUGUUUGAUAUCGAGAAAUCAACAGGCUUAAUUCGAUGUGCACAGCGGUGCCAUUUUCCCAAGCGGAUUCUCGUCUGCUAUAUCCCUUUCCUUUUUCCUU
Molecule: messenger RNA, 536 nt
Organism: Penicillium concentricum
Lineage: Eukaryota; Fungi; Ascomycota; Eurotiomycetes; Eurotiales; Aspergillaceae
Product: 60S ribosomal protein eL29
Exons: 4
Coding region: 87-284 (65 amino acids)
Biological process (GO): cytoplasmic translation
Cellular component (GO): ribosome; cytosolic large ribosomal subunit
Molecular function (GO): structural constituent of ribosome
Source: RefSeq, a predicted model, not a curated record